Messenger RNA from Stegostoma tigrinum, 2079 nucleotides. Its product is annotated as Fc receptor-like protein 3. The transcript is spliced from 8 exons. Gene Ontology annotation, biological process: cell surface receptor signaling pathway. Gene Ontology annotation, molecular function: transmembrane signaling receptor activity. The record is from RefSeq and is a predicted model, not a curated record. Bases 441 to 2042 code for a protein of 533 amino acids. Lineage: Eukaryota; Metazoa; Chordata; Chondrichthyes; Orectolobiformes; Stegostomatidae.
GUGGAGAUUGAAUGGAACAUUGAGUGGAAACUGCAUCAAAACAGCAACACAGCUGUUCCCUCUGCCACUACAUUUCCCUUUUCUCGUUCAGAACCAAAGAAGAAACACACUCAACUUUCUGACAGUGUGCCAGUGGGAAAAUCAACACAUUGCAGGCGGCCAGUUCUGUGAGGAUGGAAGGCUGGUGCACAGCGGCAGCAAGCGAUCUGGAAAGCUCACAGGAUGUUCUGGCUCAUAGUGAGGGGAACUGAAUGUAAGGGUCGCGAGGUUAUGCUUCAGUUCUAGAGGAGAUUGGUGUUUCCACAUCUGCAGUACUGUACGGUGUUGCUCAACUAUCCUUAUAGAAGGAUGUUAAUGCGUUGGAAACAGUUUAGAGAAGGUAAAUGUGUGAGAAAGAAGGCAUCAAUGCAGCAGGCACCAGGUCACACUGAAUUGGGCUGAUGUCCUGCAAAACCACAUCAGGAAUGUUGCAGGUCUCUGUACCUCUGAUUCUCUUGAAUCUCGCUCUCUGUGGGAACACCCAAGCUGGACGAGUGGCUUUCUAUGUUGUCCCAGUUUCACCUUUGGAAGGAGAGACACUGGAACUGAAUUGUCAGUGCCAAUACUAUUAUUGGUGGACAAAGCAGGACUUUACCUUUUAUAGAAAUGGAAAGAAGAUCCAUUCAAUGAAGUCUACAACAGAUGAAUCUUCAUAUCACAUUAAAGUAAAAAGCACCAAUGACAGUGGAUUGUACAGUUGCAAAAUUGAUGGGUCAGAAUCACAACAUGUUCACGUUCAAGUUCAAGAACGCUUUGCCAAGCCCGUACUGAGGGUGGAGCCGGCGGCUGAAGUAUUUGAGGGGCUCCGGGUCACGCUGACGUGCAUUGCUCGGAGAGCACGGCGCUCCAUCUGGCUUCACUACACAUUUUACAGAGAUGGCAGCGCCCUGGAGACAGCGCCGGAUGCUGGCGGUGUGUACACGAUCAACGCAGCGGCUGCAAACGUUUCUGGGAAUUACGCCUGUGAAGCGAUCGAGACAAAUUCUGAUCUGAGGAAGAGGAGCGACAAUGUUCACCUUUCCGUUAGAGAGGCAUUCGCUGUCCCUAAGCUGACCGUGUAUCCUGAGGGACAGCUAGUUGAUGGUCAAUGGUUUAAGCUGAUGUGCUUGGUUGAAGAGAAUCUCUCCGAAGCUUCCUUGCGGUACGGCUUUUACAGAAAUGGGAUCCCUAUCCAGUCUCCGUCCGACCACAGCAAUUCCAUCCCUGAGCCAGCUCGUCUGGCCGACUCGGGUACUUACCAUUGCGAAGUUAUGGGCAGUAAGGUGCGGAAACGCAGUAAUCAGCUCCAUUUGUCCAUCAGGCGAAUUCCAGUGUCAAAGCCAGAACUAGUAAUUCAAUCAGGAAAGGAGCUAAUCGAAGGAGAUAUGGCAUCCUUAAUCUGUUCAGUCUCCAAUGGCUCUCUGCCGAUUUAUUACCAAUUCUACAAGGGCUCAAGUGUGGAGCUGUACUGGGAGCUUUCCAACAGUACUAAGCUUGUUUACAACAUUGAAACCAUCAGCAGAAAAGACAAAGGGAUUUACCAUUGCUCGGUGAGAAAUGAGGUGACAGGCCCUUUGCACAGUGAAGACAUAGAGAUCACAGUGAUAGUUCCUGUCUCAGAUGCUGUGCUGAUACCCCGCACCAACGGGACUGAGAUACAGCCCGGGGACCGCCUUGUUCUCCGGUGCCUGGUGAGGGAAGGCACUGAGCCCCAGUUCAUUUGGUACCGAGACAACGUGCCGCUAAGGAACGGCAGUGCGAGCUCCCAUGUGACUGCCGAUGGUGGUGAGCUGGUUAUUCAUUCAUUCCGGAGAGACAGCGUCGGGAGGUAUCACUGUGCAGCGAUCAACACAGGAACCGACGGCACCAUUUUUAACGUGACCAGCGACUAUAUCGAAUUCACGCUGCGAGGUAACAGUGACAGUCAGAUCAGACACAGACAGAGCACAGGGAAAGGCCAUUCGCUCCAUCCAGUCCGUGCCAGUCAGAAACAAUUAACCAUCUCAGUUAGGAAGGUGACGUGAGGUUAUUAAUCCAGCUGCCUGGGUCAUUUUCCCGGGA